Molecule: messenger RNA, 1635 nt
Organism: Trichechus manatus latirostris (Florida manatee)
Lineage: Eukaryota; Metazoa; Chordata; Mammalia; Sirenia; Trichechidae
Gene: HGD
Product: homogentisate 1,2-dioxygenase
Exons: 13
Coding region: 307-1635 (442 amino acids)
Biological process (GO): L-phenylalanine catabolic process
Cellular component (GO): cytoplasm
Molecular function (GO): homogentisate 1,2-dioxygenase activity
Source: RefSeq, a predicted model, not a curated record
UAAAGAACCUGUUCCUGCGGUGGGUAAUUAAGAAAAAGCCCAUAGAUCGACCAAGUACAGCUAAGGAUGAAGAAGUCUAUGCAAUAUCCAACACUCUUCUGCUGAUUAACAGGCAAUGUUUUAAAUUCCCACAGAGCAUGUUGUCUUUCCUAGAUGGUUCAUAUGCCAAGACAUGGCACAGAUGUUGUGUAUGGGACAUCAUACACAAACACAUGUCCAUAUAGAAAUUCUUGCCUUCAUAGACUACCAGAGUUGUGAAACAUUCCUUAAAUCUCAUUAAUCGGGUGGCAUUUGUGUUUUUGUCACAUGCAGUACAUUUCAGGAUUCGGAAAUGAGUGUGCCUCAGAGGACCCUCGCUGCCCGGGUGCCCUGCCAGAAGGACAGAAUAGUCCUCAGGUCUGCCCCUACAACUUGUAUGCUGAGCAGCUCUCAGGAUCGGCUUUCACUUGUCCACGGAGCUCCAACAAGAGAAGCUGGCUGUAUAGGAUCCUGCCCUCAGUUUCUCACAAGCCCUUUGAAUCUAUUGACCAAGGCCAUGUCACUCACAACUGGGAUGAAGUUGAUCCUGAUCCUAACCAGCUUAGAUGGAAACCAUUCGAGAUUCCAAAAGCAUCUCAGAAGAAAGUGGACUUUAUGGACGGUCUGCACACCUUGUGUGGAGCUGGAGACAUGAGGUCUAACAACGGGCUUGCCAUCCACAUUUAUCUCUGCAACACCUCGAUGGUCGACAGGUGCUUUUACAAUUCAGAUGGGGACUUCUUAAUUGCUCCCCAGAAAGGGAAGCUUCUCAUUUACACCGAGUUUGGCAAGAUGCUUGUGCAGCCCAAUGAGAUCUGCGUCAUUCAGAGAGGAAUGCGCUUCAGCAUAGAUGUCUUCGAGGAGACCAGGGGUUACAUCCUGGAGGUCUACGGCGUCCACUUUGAGUUGCCUGACUUGGGACCCAUUGGAGCCAAUGGCUUGGCAAAUCCUCGUGAUUUCUUGAUACCUGUUGCCUGGUUUGAAGAUCGCCAAGUGCCAGGUGGUUACACUGUCGUCAAUAAAUACCAGGGCAAGCUGUUUGCUGCCAAACAGGAUGUCUCUCCGUUCAAUGUGGUGGCCUGGCACGGGAACUAUACACCCUACAAGUACAACCUGGAGAACUUCAUGGUCAUCAACUCAGUGGCCUUCGACCAUGCUGACCCAUCCAUUUUCACGGUGUUGACAGCCAAGUCCCUCCGCCCUGGAGUAGCCGUUGCUGAUUUUGUCAUCUUCCCUCCUCGGUGGGGGGUUGCUGAUAAGACCUUCAGGCCCCCUUAUUACCACAGGAACUGCAUGAGUGAAUUCAUGGGACUCAUCAAAGGUCACUAUGAGGCAAAGCAAGGUGGCUUCCUGCCGGGAGGAGGCAGCCUGCACAGCACGAUGACCCCCCACGGGCCCGACGCUGACUGCUUUGAGAAGGCCAGCAAGGCCAAGCUGGCACCUGAGAGGGUUGCUGAUGGCACCAUGACAUUUAUGUUUGAGUCUUCCUUAAGUAUGGCUGUCACCAAGUGGGGGCUGAAGACCUCCAAUUGUUUGGAUGAGAACUACUACAAAUGCUGGGAGCCUCUCAAGAGUCACUUCACCCCCAAUUCCAGGAACCCAACAGGACCUAACUGA